AUGAACACGACUUCAGCCACUCUGGCGCCCGUGUUCACAUUCCUGGAACACACUUUGACGACAGCGCAAACAACAUUUAACAAGCUCCCUGGGUCGGCUGUUAUCCAGCGAUACGUGAAGAGCUCUCAUCAGAAUGACCCUGGACGUACUUUGCUGGAACUUAUUCUCGUUAUCUUUGCCAUUCGCACUUUGCUACAAUCUAGAACGAGGGCAGAUAGGAAUGGGAAGAAUUUCAUUCAGUUUAGUGAAAAGGAAAUUGACGAACUUGUUGACGAAUGGAUUCCGGAACCUCUUGGUAAUGCCUUGACUGCGAAUGAGCAGUCUGACCUGGCUUCAGCACCCAUAAUUUCAGGGCCCAAUGGACCGAAACCGAAACUGGCGGCAACUGGAAAAAAUGCCCUCAACCUCGCAAGUUACAAUUUCACUGGUCUUGCUGGCAACGAGCAUAUCAAGCAACGCGCUAUUGACACACUGCGCAAGUACGGCCUUGGAAGCUGCGGACCCCCCGGAUUUUACGGCACCCUCGAUGUUCAUAUGGACCUGGAAAACGAUAUCGCAGACUUUUUGGGGACAGAAGCCGCCAUCCUGUAUUCACAGGGGUUCUCGACAAUUUCAUCUGUUAUUCCGGCGUUUUGUAAACGCGGUGACAUAAUUGUAGCCGAUCGCGCCGUCAACUUUGCUAUUCAGAAGGGAAUUCAAAUUUCGCGUUCAACUAUUCGAUGGUUCGACCACAAUGACUUAAACAGCCUUGAGGAAGUCCUGAUUGGUAUUGAAAAAGAGAGGAAAAAGCGCCGUGGUCCUAUGACUCGUCGUUUUAUUGUUACGGAGGGCAUAUUCCAGAAGGACGGUGCUAUGGUUGACUUGCCUAAACUUAUUGAACUCAAGUACAAGUAUAAAUACCGACUCAUCCUAGACGAAAGUUACUCCUUCGGAUCUGUUGGCAGAACCGGUCGUGGGCUUACUGAGUUGUAUAAUGUACCGGCCUCUAAAGUAGACAUGCUUCUUGGAUCUUGCGCAAUAGGGCUUGCUUCCGCAGGAGGUUUUUGCGCUGGGUCUCGAACUGUUGUCGACCAUCAGCGCAUCAAUGGCCCUUCUUUCGUCUUUUCCGCGUCCAUGCCUGCCCUUCUCGCUGUCAGCGCAUCAGAGGGCAUCAAUAUUCUACGCAACACGCCAUCGAUCUUCGAGACAUUGCAGGACAACGUUCGCGCUGCCCGGGCAAUCCUCGACCGCGUUGACUGCAUUACUAUUCCUUCUCACCCCGCCUCACCUAUCAUCCACAUCUACGUCCGCCAACCGCAGUCCCAUCAAUAUCUCCAGUAUCCCGCGCCGAUUUCGGCAUCAUCAUCCAGCAGCUCGGCGAAGCACCAUCACUCACAUCAUGUCUCAGCGAAGGAUGCAGUUCGUGAUGCGGAAUAUGAGGUCGAAGAGCGUCUUUUACAAGAGGUCGUGGAGGAGACGCUUUCUCAUGGCGUCAUUGUGACAAGGGCAAAGAGGCUCAAGGGGCAGGAAAUUGUGGAGCCGAGACCGAGCAUACGAUUGACUCUUACAAGCGGACUCACUAAGAAGGAGACGGAGAAAGCUGUUAAUGUGCUCAAAACGGUGCUUGUAAAGGUGUUGAGCAAGAGGCGAUGA
Molecule: messenger RNA, 1632 nt
Organism: Psilocybe cubensis
Lineage: Eukaryota; Fungi; Basidiomycota; Agaricomycetes; Agaricales; Agrocybaceae
Exons: 5
Coding region: 1-1632 (543 amino acids)
Biological process (GO): ceramide biosynthetic process; sphingosine biosynthetic process
Cellular component (GO): endoplasmic reticulum
Molecular function (GO): pyridoxal phosphate binding; serine C-palmitoyltransferase activity
Source: RefSeq, a predicted model, not a curated record